Messenger RNA from Oppia nitens, 2449 nucleotides. Its product is annotated as probable tRNA (uracil-O(2)-)-methyltransferase. The record is from RefSeq and is a predicted model, not a curated record. Gene Ontology annotation, molecular function: metal ion binding; tRNA (uridine) methyltransferase activity. Gene Ontology annotation, biological process: tRNA methylation. Lineage: Eukaryota; Metazoa; Arthropoda; Arachnida; Sarcoptiformes; Oppiidae. Bases 81 to 1766 code for a protein of 561 amino acids. The transcript has 3 exons.
AUAGUAACAGAAAAGAGUGAUUUGAAGUGUGUUUGAACUUUGCUAUCAUUUGUUGUAUUUGUGUUUAUUUUUAUGCCAUAAUGUCUGACCCGAAAUCCUCGUACUGGACCUCAUUGUUUGUGUACAUUGAACGACCAAAUCUCAUAAACAAACGUUUAAUGGGUAGCCAUGUCUUAAAUUGUUGGCAUAUCAAUGAUAAUCAUAAUAAUAAUAAUAUCAUUGAACUUAUGCGUAUCAGUUCUCUUAGUGAUAUAAAACAACGACUCGAAGAUUGUGUACAAAUAAGUGACAUUCAAUUAUCUCAUUUGCUAUCAAUCGGUGGCCGCUUUCUGAUUGUCAGACAAUUGCUUUUAAAACAAAGUCUCAAACAUUUAUCACAAGACAGUCAUAACGACAGUAAUAAGGAUGUGAUUGACUAUGUUUUAGUCGAUAUCUCAAAUACUGAAACAGUUUUUAUCUCAUUUAUAUCCAAUGAUGACAAAUGUCAUGUAAUACCAGAAAGUAGUCAUAAGUUUUUGCUCAAUGGGUUACAAGAAAUUGAAAUAAAAUAUUUGUUUGGCGACGAACCAAAUAUUUGGUUAAAUGAAAAAGUUUUACCAAAAUUACAGCAAUGGAUGCGUCAGGAGUUGGAGGGCAACCAAACUAGUGGUUCCCUGCAGUUAAUUAGUGUCGACACAUAUUGUCUAACAUAUAAUCGGCUGAAGAAAACAUAUGGCCAACCAUUGGUAGAAAUGUGGAAAAAGUAUGAAACAACCGAUCCGUUGAAGUUUGUCUUCGAAGACAUAGCCAUUGCAUCGUAUUUGAUAGUGCUUUGGGAAGAAGAAAGACAACUAAAACAAACAGAUGUUAAACAAAGUUUUGUGGACAUUGGUUGUGGAAACGGUUUAUUAGUAUAUUUGUUGACUAACGAAGGUUAUAAAGGAUUGGGCAUUGAUCUGAGGAAACGUAACAUUUGGGACAAGUAUGAGCCCAGAGUUGAUUUGAUGGAAAAAGUAUUUACACCAUCAGAUGAAUCGCUUAACUUUGAUGGCUAUGAUUGGCUGAUUGGUAAUCACUCGGAUGAGUUGACGCCAUGGAUACCAUAUAUCGCAUGCAACUGUUCCCCCAAAAUGAAUGUCUUUCUUCUGCCGUGUUGUCCAUUUGACUUCAAUGGCACUAAAUAUCAACGAACCGAUUCCAGUCUUAGUCAAUAUCAUUGUUAUAUAAAAUAUUUGCAAAAAGUUUGCCAAGAAUUAGGAUUUGUAACCAAAAUAGAUAAACUUCGUAUUCCGUCCACAAAACGUACGUGUCUUGUAUGCGACCGACGAAACUAUGAUUCGGGUAAAGAAUCGGAUAUGAAAGUCAAGAGAAAGGCAUUUAUAAAUGAAAAGAUCAAUGAUUUUAAUGAUUAUAAGCCUCGAGAAAAAGUAGAGACCGUUCGCAACUGUACUCGAGUUUCAAAAGAUACCAUCGAAUCGAUUGUCGACACAAUUGCCAAACAACUAAUCUCCGGAAAUAAUAGUCUAACUAUUGCUUCGAUAUCUAAACUUUUGAACAAAGAUUUGUUAAAGCAAUUGAAGAGUCAAUGCGGAGGACUUCAAACAUUGCUUAGAAAUCAUAAACAUAUAUUUGAAGUAAGCAACAGUUUAAUUGGUUUCACUCAACCGAAGCCCAUUGCAGAGACAAUUGAUGCAAAUAAACACUUGAAGUCAAAGCAGUGUUGGUUUUUUCACAAUCAUCCUAAUGGCUGUCCAUUACCUGACGCCCAGUGCCGUUACAAACACUAGACAAAUGAUGUUUACUGUUAUAAUAGACUAUUUGGGAAAAUAACAACUUUAAUGGACUAUAAAUUUUCUUUUAUGUUACAUAUAAAUAAUAUUUGUUUGCGGUAUACAAAAACAUUUGAAACAUAUGGCAUACCUUUAGGCUAUAUAUUUAUGAGAGAAAAAGUAAUGUCUUUAUUACCUAAAGACAACAUUCCUGACAAUAAUAAUACAUAAUUCACUUUUUCAUACCAUAAAAACACUGUUUAAAAUAUCCGAUUACUGACUCAUCUUUUCAAUAGAUAACUCAAAUAGUUUUGUGUUUACUGUUUAAGUACUAUUUUUUUAAAAAUAAUUUUUCAAAAUAUUAUUGUAAAAAUAUAGAUACAGUACUAUAUUAAUAGUUAUAAUUAUGUUACUGUAUAUUUCUGGACAAUGAUAUCACUAACAAUUGAUGUUUUGUCAAUAAUAUUUUUUUUAGUAAAGUUAACAAAAAAUUAUUUAUACUUUUUUGACAAACAUAAUGAAUAUUAUUAUUUGCAAAUUUCCGGGAAAUUCUUUGCGAUUGCUUAUAAAUUUUUUAUAAUUAUUUUUUAAAAAAAACUUUAUUUUAUUGGGGGAAAUAGGAGAUCUUUACACAAACACACACACAUUAUUUGCUUAUUGAAUUGUUUACAAUGAUUUAUUAUAAUUCACACAUUAUAUUA